Messenger RNA from Rotaria sp. Silwood1, 855 nucleotides. The record is from the annotation of a GenBank genome assembly. NCBI's taxonomy places the organism in Eukaryota, Metazoa, Rotifera, Eurotatoria, Philodinida, Philodinidae.
AUGGAUUUCGAUGACCUAGACGUUCCACAGAAUGAAACACAGAGCAAUCCUGCUCUUAUUGCAACUGAUGGACAUGAUCGAAUGGAUUGGAAUAAAAUUAUUCGACGAAUUGGCCCUGAUAGUAUAAUAAAACCAACAGCAUGUCAACUUCCAAAAAUUCCUAGAUAUAAUGCCAGUAAAAUAAUUGUUGCUGGAAUUGGAUCACAAAGAUUGAGUGUCGAUGAAUUAGAUAAGCCCAUCAGUAUAGCAUUGGACAGUACGAGUAAUCUCUAUGUGUUAGAUUCAGGAAACAGUCGUGUUUUAAAAUAUUAUGCUAAUUCAAAACAUGCAGAAGUUGUUAAUGGACAAGCACAGGGAGGUAAUCUACAGAUAUGGUUAGCACCAACAUAUAAAGAGUCAAUAUUUAAAAGAGUAUUUGGUGAACCAGAUAUUUCUGGAUCUUUACCAAUGGGAGCAUCUGAUAUUUAUAUUGAUUUCAAUAUGAAUUUGUUUGCAACUGAUCUUAAAGAUAAUCGAGUACGAAAAGUAUCAAAAGAUGAACAAGGUGGAGAAACAAUAUUCAAGACAAAAGUGCCUACAUUUGGAAUUUUUGGUGAUUGUUAUGGCAAUCUAUAUGCACUUGACACUGAAUCCUCAUUAAGAAUUUAUAAUGCAUUUGGAGAAGAAAUUAGUAUUAUGCAAAAUGCAAUCGAUAAUCCAUAUAAUUCUGACGAAUGGGAACGUAUUUAUAUGGGUUUUAAACCUGCAUAUGACGCUCUAGAAAAUUUCGGGAGUUUAGCUGUGGAUCAAAAAAAUGGUGAUCUGUAUGUAGUUAUGUAUGGCUACAACAGAGUGCAAAAGUUCACUUUAAUCUAA